AUGGAAGUCAAUGGUGAACGAGACAUAGCUGGUAUUUUAAGCGCGGCUUUAAUGCCAUUGAAAGAUAUGAAACAUGCAGAUAUUUUGGACCAGUAUGAAAUGAACAUGGCUGAUGGAAAUAUAACACCUGACGUUCUAGAACAUUUAUCUCAAAGAACUACACAGAACCAUAGAGAUGGUAUAUUUGGUGAAGAGUUUAGAAAGAAAGUUAGGGAGAGCGAAGGAAGAGAACCUAUUGUACAUGACCUUGCAAACGAAAGUUUACAAAAUGUCAUAAAAACUUACUUUGCAGGCGAUGAAUCGAGAAGGGAUGAAUAUUUAAGAAAACUCAAAUGGACAGUACCAAAUGAAAUGUUAGUAUUGAAAAACAUGUUCCUUGACAAAAUAAAACCAACUACAGAAAUAAACGACGCAAGACUGAAAGAUUGGGUAAAAGCUUUCCCAUUCACAAAAGAUAUAGUUGGUAACAUGGAAAGAAAACCAGAAUGGCUACAAAAACAUAUAUUUGGAAACGAGCUUAUUCCAUAUGGACAAGCACUGUUUGAAGAGCUUGAACCAGAAACUCAGGAAAGAGUCAUGCAAACAAUACGCGAAGACUCAAAUACAAACUAUGACAAAAUCUUUCUAGGAUAUAGGUUACCUGAGAUGGGCGACCAGAGCCCAAAGGCAAAAAGGACAUGGGAAAUUUGCAACAUACUAGAUGAACAUAAUGCAAAGAUGCAACAACUUCAAGCAGAGGGCAAUGAAGGAAAAAGAAGAGUUAAAAACUCAGUCAGGAAGAAAGUAAAGCUUGGUCGGAGUGGGUUCUAUUAUGACAUAUAA
This is a messenger RNA of Trichomonas vaginalis G3, 822 nucleotides long. Its product is annotated as protein of unknown function, DUF4106 family. Lineage: Eukaryota; Parabasalia; Trichomonadida; Trichomonadidae. Bases 1 to 822 code for a protein of 273 amino acids. The transcript has a single exon. The record is from RefSeq and is a predicted model, not a curated record.